GGUGUGGUACCUCCCGUGUUUAAGUGGAUUCGUAAUGAGGAUACCUCUGGUGCUAAUGUAAGCAUUAGUAUCCCCGGUUCUAUUGGGAAUAAUUUGUCUGAUGGUCCUAAUGCUGGGGACGAAGAUUCUACCAUUAUUACAAAAAGACACAUGCAAAAAGAAAGUGCUAAUAAUGUUGUGUUAAUCACGGAAACAACAAUGGUAGCCAACGAAAAGAUAGCAUCUCCGUACCAAAGCAAAAAAAAUUUGGGUCCUACUACUUUGUUAUCUAUUGCACGUACCUCAAAAAAACUUCAAAGUUUUUCUAAUUUUACCGAACAUUGUCUAAAUACACCUACUAUCUCAUCAUUUAAG
Messenger RNA from Racocetra persica, 354 nucleotides. Lineage: Eukaryota; Fungi; Glomeromycota; Glomeromycetes; Diversisporales; Gigasporaceae. The record is from the annotation of a GenBank genome assembly.